AUGAAGGCUUUCCUUUCGUUAAUCGCUACGCUAGCGCUGUCCUACCAUGCCGAAGGUCGUGGAAUGAAGCCUCGCCUGGCUUUGGCAGCGACCUCUACACCGCCCUCAUCUGCUGUCAUCAGUGUCACAUGUAAUGGCAAGUCUGCAUACAACUAUGGCCAGGCGAUUUCGGUCAAUGCUUCCUGCACCACGCAAACUUUCUACAUCAACACCAAAUCGUCGUCCUGCACAACCCUGCUCGACCUCUACAACUCCUCGGUUCUCAACCUCUUGCACUGUCCUUUCCCUGAAUUCAACGUCAUCAACGACCCCGUGUUCAACUUCUUCCUCGACGACUUCAUGCUCGACUUCUUCAUCGACGACUCCAUGCACGACGUCUUCUUUAUCAAGCACUUCCUGCUCCAGCUCUUCCUCGUCGAGCACCCCUUGCACAACUUCUUCUUCUUCAUCGAGCACUCCUUGCUCAACUUCUUCUACCUCGUCAAGCACUAG
Molecule: messenger RNA, 492 nt
Organism: Aureobasidium namibiae CBS 147.97
Lineage: Eukaryota; Fungi; Ascomycota; Dothideomycetes; Dothideales; Saccotheciaceae
Exons: 2
Coding region: 1-492 (163 amino acids)
Source: RefSeq, a predicted model, not a curated record